AUGAAAACAAUAAAUUCUCUGUUUCUUUACAUAUCUUUAUUAAUAUCAUUAUUUUCACGCAAUGUGUCCACAUUCUGUGGAAAUGAUGAUCAAAUUGAUAACUUACGAACCUCUUUAAUCAUCCAUGAAACGAGCUUCUCAAUAAUGGCAGGCUUGAGCGCAAUACCAUUUACUGCUGCAAUUAUAUCACCUGGACAUGCUAUGGCGUCCACUAACUUCGCUGUUCAAUUGAAGGAAGGAUUUGAAGAAAUGAAGGAUUCUAUGAAUAAAGAUCAUGCAGAUUACAAAAAAUGUUUUGAAAUCGUGGAUAAGACAGCGACGGCAACCACUGUGAUCAAGACAACUAGUGUAGGGCUAUCUAUUGCGGCUAUGAUACCAGGUGUCGGUUUGGCACUUGUGCCACCUAGAGUAGCCGCAUCAAUAUCGGCCAUGAUAAUAAUAAGAGACGGUUUAACACAUUGGCAAGAGAACGAUUGCCAAUAUGCUACAACAAGAGAUUGUAAUUUAUUAACUUUAUAG
Macrosiphum euphorbiae (potato aphid) is the source of this 519-nucleotide messenger RNA. Lineage: Eukaryota; Metazoa; Arthropoda; Insecta; Hemiptera; Aphididae. The record is from the annotation of a GenBank genome assembly.